This is a messenger RNA of Striga asiatica, 1242 nucleotides long. The record is from the annotation of a GenBank genome assembly. NCBI's taxonomy places the organism in Eukaryota, Viridiplantae, Streptophyta, Magnoliopsida, Lamiales, Orobanchaceae.
CUAACAGUUACAAUUUAGGUUCAAUUGUUCAAACAAUUUAUGAAGUUCACUUAUUAAAACGAGUCAAGUUGUUCAAUUGGGCUCGACUUGACUCGACUCAACUCGACUCCAAUCGGGAGAGAGAGAGUAGAACCAAAAACCUCAAAAGGGUCGACAAACGGAGAGGACACACACGCUUCGCUGAAUCUAACUGCACCAAUCGACGGCGGAGAUGUCCACGUCAGCAAGCGUGACGGAGAGAAGAGGGAUUCCGGCAGCGGCGUUUGUUGAAGAUGUGCAGACCUACCUUUCUCAGUUGAAUCUUGAUGUAAACUCAGCCCUCGCUUUUUUACAAGAAAGACUUCAGCAAUACAGAGUUGUGGAGAUGAAACUUCUUGCCCAGCAGAGGGAUCUUCAGGUGUUCUUUUGGGUUGAGGAUUUGGUGUUCUUUGCUUGUGUAAUUUCCAACUCUGUUUUGACCCAACGGGCGAAAAUUCCUGAUAUCGAGAAGUGCUUAGAUGUUGUUGCAACUUUGCAAGCAAAGAAGGGCACUGGUGAGGCAAUUGUUGCUGAUUUUGAAGUGUCGGAAGGCAUAUAUUCCCGGGCUCGUGUUGAAGAUGCAGAAUCCGUUUGUCUUUGGCUUGGGGCAAAUGUCAUGCUGGAAUAUUCAUGUGAAGAGGCAACUACCCUUCUUCAAAAGAAUCUGGAGAAUGCCAAAGCAAGUUUAGAAGUCCUUGUUGCUGAUUUACAGUUCUUAAGGGACCAAGUAACAAUUACUCAGGUUACUAUUGCUCGAGUUUAUAACUGGGACGUACAUCAACGUAAACAAAGGCAAGCUGCUACAACUUCCCAAUCAUGAGGUUAUCAAUUUUGCUCGAGUAUUCAAUUUUCACAUGUCGUGGCCAUUUGAUAUUUUGUUUUGCCAAGAGAAAUCAAUAUUCAGUAGAUCGAGUUCAGAUUUUCAGGUGUUUUUCUUGCUGAAGAAAGUAUUUGCCUAGACUGCCCUGCUUCAUGCCCUUUAAUUUUUUUCACUAACUUAUCAGAACUUAAUAUUGAACUCGAUCUUUUUUUUGCUGUAACGUUGUAAUUCGUACUUUUUCUUGUAAUCUUUGUUUGAUCGAUGUUCGUGUCAGUCUGCUUUGAGCUUGCCCAGUUGUUCUAAAUUCUUAUUUUGGAGUGGUAAUACACAUAAUAUAAUGCUGUGCACUUGCAGACAGUUUAUUUAGUUCAAGUAAAUUCUCACUUUUGGUUAAUAUUGCAAAG